UAUUUAAAAAUGUUUAAAAAUAAAGCUAUGGAAAAACAUAGCUAAAAGUUUGUAUAAUCUAAACUAACUUUGGCCUUUUACUUAACUUGAUCGCACCAUUUUAAAAUAUCGACCCAAAUGAAAAUCUAACAAAACAUACCAGCAAAAAGAAAUAUAUUUUUAAAAAUCGAUCUGUAAUACACAACCUAACAAGGUAUAGAUCUUUAUGUGACGUAAUGGUGUAUGCACACUAAUCCUAGGCCUAUUUGUUUUUUUCAAAAAGCCCAGAAUGCCUUAAAAGGCAAUGAUGGUUAUUGCAGUGUGCAGUUCUAUAUAUGGGUUCUUAGUAAAUUCUAAUACAACACGACGAUUUAAUGAUUGAAAGCAUUCUUUAAUGCCACUGCCUAUACUGCAGCAGACAUUCUAAUUCUUCUGCUAGAGACGUAACAGAUCAUGAAAGAAAUGGAGCUUCUCCCACACUGGCAGAACUGUGAUGACAUCAUCAAGAGUAACCAAACGAUGCUUGACCACCAAUAUGCCUGCGACAUCCACUUCAAGCUGGGAAAGGACGGGCUACGUCAGGGGGCGCACCGUUACAUUCUGAUUAGCAGAAGUCCUGUGUUUGACGCCAUGCUGCAGUCUCCCUUGCAAGAAAACGGCCAAGAUGGAUGUGACGUCACCAUACCUGACAUAGAACCCCAAACGUUUCUUCUAUUUCUGAGAUACCUUUACUGUGGUGACGUCAGCCUCUCUGCAGACUCCGUUAUCCCCCUCCUGUACUGUGCCAAGAAAUACUCAACCAGCGGCUUAUCCAAGAAGUGUCUGUCGUUUGUAGAAGACAACCUUGACCCACAGAAUGCCUGCGCCUUGUUGGAACAGGCCCACUUCUUCGACGAGCGUGAAUUCCACGAGAAAGUUCUGGCUGUUAUACUGAGGAGAGCCCAGGAGGUCCUGGCGAGUGAUGACGUCAGUCAACUGUGUGAGAGCUGCCUGGCUGCGAUCGUAGCUCACGAUAACCUGAUGGCCGGCGAAGAGUUGGUUCUGAACGCUUGCAUACGAUGGGCUAAAGCAGAAUGUAGAAGACGUGGUUUGGCUGAAACUGAUGAAAACUGUAGAAUUAUGCUUGGGAGUACACUUUACAAGAUUCGAUUUCCUCUUCUGACUCCGUCGGUAUUUGUCAACGAAAUAUCUCAAGGUCAUCUUCUUUCGGAGGAAGAGAAAGUGGACGUAAUGGGACCCUUCAUUGUAUCCACAAGAACAAGUGUAUUCUUCCCGUCCACAUCACGUUCUAUACAACGUCACCAGCGCUUUAACAGGUUUCAGGAGCGGAGCCAGGCUGCUUUCAACAACCGCUCAGGAAACAGUGCCAUUACCUUCCAGAUCAACAAAGUAAUUUUCAUCGAAGGUUUUUCUAUCUACGGAGCGUGCAAAGGGACGCAACAGGAGUUACAGAUCAAAGGUCAAAUCUUUGACCCCAGUGACAACGUUGUCUGCAGUGUUGAGUCCUGUCUUAUCACAACCGGAAAACAAGACAUAUAUGACGUCAUGUUUGACCAGAGGGUACGUCUGUUCCCAGACGUGGCCUACACUCUGGUGGCCAGCAUUCAAGGCCCCCACACGUUUGCUGGCCAACAUGGCCGCCUCUCGGCCUUCUGCAACGGGACGGUUUUCGCUUUCAGCCAUUCGGAGAAAUCCCAGACUGGAACCACGGUCACGCAUGGUCAGCUGCCUGGGCUGAUAUAUUCUCUUUUAUAAUGCUGGUUGGUCAUUUGCAGUCAACUUCUUUGUCUAAU
Messenger RNA from Physella acuta, 1772 nucleotides. Its product is annotated as BTB/POZ domain-containing protein 6-A-like. Gene Ontology annotation, molecular function: protein binding. Gene Ontology annotation, cellular component: cytosol. The record is from RefSeq and is a predicted model, not a curated record. NCBI's taxonomy places the organism in Eukaryota, Metazoa, Mollusca, Gastropoda, Physidae. Gene Ontology annotation, biological process: neurogenesis.